AGUCCUUGCAUCAGAUUGCUGGGGAUCCAAGCUGAAUAAAUAUCACCUCUUAGGCAUGCCAAGCAAGCACACAAGAGACAGGAAAAGGCACAGAAUGUGAUCGUUUAUGUUCCCUUCUGAUAAUAACUUCAGUAGAGGGGACUUGAAGCGAUAAGCAGGCCCAGCUGCAGAAGGAGUGCCAUGGUCUCUGUCCAGCAGUGCAGACUAUCUCUACCCCCAUUUUAAUGUUCUAGGCUACAGAGCAUUUUUUUCUGAGCUACGUAGUGUCUCCAAGCCCCAAUCCCAAGACCUCUGACUCUCUUUCAGCCAUGAUGGCUGAGGGCAAUCACACACAAGUGACAGAGUUUGUUUUCUUGGGCUUCACAAAUAAUCCACACCUAGAAAUUGCCCUCUUUGUGGUGUUUUUUUUCAUCUACCUGGCAGAUGUGGUGGGAAAUGUGGGCAUGAUCCUCCUGAUCAUCAUAGAUGUACAGCUCCACACACCCAUGUAUUUCUUCCUUUGCCACCUCUCCUUAGUGGACCUGGGCUACUCCACUGCCAUUGCCCCACGCAUGCUGGCUGACUUCUUAUGCCAGAGCAAGGUUAUCUCCUUUUCCAGCUGUGCCACACAGUUUGCAUUUUUUGUGUGCUUUGUGGAUGCUGAAUGCUAUGCCUUGGCCGCCAUGGCAUAUGACCGCUAUGUGGCUAUCUGCCGUCCUCUCCAUUAUACCACGGUCAUGUCAAAACAGGUCUGUUUGGUAUUGGUGAUUGGUUCCUAUGUAGCAGGUCUGAUAAGCUUAGUGUCCCAUACCAGCCUGACUUUCAGCUUAGAUUUCUGUGGCUCCAACAUCAUCAAUCAUUUCUUCUGUGAGAUCCCCCCGCUCCUAGCACUGUCUUGCUCCAACACCUACAUGAGUGAGAUCCUCCUCUUCAGCCUCUGUGGAUUCAUCGAGUUCGGCACCAUCCUUAUCAUCCUUGUCUCCUACCUCUUCAUCUUCACUGCCAUCUUGAGGAUCCGCUCUGCUGAGGGCAGACGUAAAGCCUUCUCCACUUGUGCUUCCCAUCUCACUGGGGUCACCCUCUUUUAUGGGACAGUUAUGUUUAUGUAUCUGAGGCCGACAUCCAGUUACUCGUUAGACCAGGACAAAUGGGCCUCUGUGUUCUACACAGUUGUGAUCCCUAUGCUGAAUCCUCUCAUCUACAGCCUGAGGAACAAAGAUGUGAAGGAAGCUUUUAGAAGAGUCAUCAGCAAGAAAGCUUUAUCCCAGUAACGUCCUCUUUAAUUAUGAGAUGCUGAAUUCAAAAAUCAUGGGAAGGGGUACUUUGUAUGUCUUAUAAUGCAACAUAAUAUUGUGCAGGAAUCUACAGAUGUCUGUGCAGCUUUACUCAAUAUAAAGGUUAACAUGUUAAAGAAAGAAGGAUAGUAGUUAUUCCAUAACAAUAAGAGAAGGAGGAAGAUUCACUUUCAUGAAAGAUGUGAUAUUCGUUUCCAUGUACGAGAAUCUGUGAGUAUAAUGCAUGUUUUAUAAAAAUUAAAAUCUUUCUCUUUUUUCAAAACAAACAAGAGUUAAUUAUAACAUUUGAUUUGGAAAUAUUUUUAUUUUUGAAAAAUACUAUUAGACUUUUUCCCUGCUUUAGUUUUGAUUGUAGAGGAGUGGGGGGGGCAUUCCUAAAGCAAAAGUUUUAGGAGAGUAUUUUUCUGCAACCAGAGCGUUGGAUUAGAGCAAAUUAGUGAAAUCAAUGGGACAGAAGUUAGUCAUGACUAAACUUUCACGUUGAUUCCAAGAGUCCAAAGAAUUGAAAUCAUUAGCUUUCAUGUAUCAAAAUAUAUUAGGAAAGAGUGUCAGGACUGGAAAAUAAGAUUUAUAUUAAGGACUAUAUGGAACGCAAUCAAAAUUAUUUUAAGAGGUGAAUUGAUUUAUAGCUCAAUUUGUUGCUACUUGGAAGUAAGUCCCAUUGAGUUCAGUGAGACUUACUCUCAGGUAAGUGUUUAUAGGAUAAUUUGAGUUUCAUUUAUUACAUUACACUGACUGCAAGUUGCUAGUUUGUUUUUUCAAAUGCCUUAUGGAAGAUCCAUGUAGGUGAUGCUUAAUUAUUGAAAGUGCUGGGAGAUGGGGAUCAAAGGGCAAAGUAAAGCUGUAUAAGGAUACUAUAAACACCACUCAUAGUGAAAUGUUCUAUACCCUCAUAAAGAUGAAGCAUAACAAGAGUCAUUGCUUCCCAGAAGAUAAUUUCUACAUAGAUAUCAUUUGAGUUGUAGGGAGAGUUUGUAUAUAGUACACUUGAAAAUGUGGCAAUACACAUGUAGGCCAUUUAGAGUCAUUUAUGUACAUGAGUGCAUUUGUCAUGCAUUAUGAUGUGCAUACAACUUGCAUGUGUGUGUUUUUCUGACAUGGGAGUACUAGCUGUUUAGGAAAUUGUCUUCUGUAGAAUGGCCAAUAAAUCAUAGCCAAAUUCUAUCUGGAUCUCAGAUCCAUUAUUGCAAGGCAUACUGCUGGCCCCAUCCCUUGGACAUUCCCAUGUGGGUGUGAACAUCUGCACUGAUGAAUGCACUAGGGGAGCAUCUCCUUGUACACAUCCUUUGUCAGGACAGAUAUAUAAACCAAUCUGGGGGCAUUCAUGGACUGGAGAAAACAGCACACCUCAUGCUGGCCGACAGCAUGGCAAUGUUAAUUGUGUACAGAGGGGUUACUGAUACAAACAUAACCCUGUGAAAAUGUAUUUUUGUGAAUCCUGGAUUUUUGUGAAGACUCCGUAUAUUCAUUCCUACUGUCUCUCAAAUCUUCAACCUAGCAUCUUCU
This is a messenger RNA of Rhineura floridana, 2780 nucleotides long. Its product is annotated as olfactory receptor 5AR1-like. NCBI's taxonomy places the organism in Eukaryota, Metazoa, Chordata, Lepidosauria, Squamata, Rhineuridae. Bases 309 to 1250 code for a protein of 313 amino acids. Gene Ontology annotation, molecular function: odorant binding; olfactory receptor activity; G protein-coupled receptor activity. The transcript has 2 exons. The record is from RefSeq and is a predicted model, not a curated record. Gene Ontology annotation, biological process: sensory perception of smell; G protein-coupled receptor signaling pathway. Gene Ontology annotation, cellular component: membrane.